Messenger RNA from Aspergillus terreus NIH2624, 1047 nucleotides. RefSeq lists its product as uncharacterized. Gene Ontology annotation, biological process: dGTP catabolic process. Gene Ontology annotation, molecular function: dGTPase activity. The record is from RefSeq and is a predicted model, not a curated record. Bases 1 to 1047 code for a protein of 348 amino acids. The transcript has a single exon. NCBI's taxonomy places the organism in Eukaryota, Fungi, Ascomycota, Eurotiomycetes, Eurotiales, Aspergillaceae. Gene Ontology annotation, cellular component: nucleus.
AUGGCGUCUCAAACCUUCAAAGCGGGCUAUUUUCAGACCUUCGCCUACCCGUCAAAGUAUCAAGUCCUCAUCCACGAUGAACUAUAUGGAGAACAUUUAAUCUCAGACCCUAUCCUGGUUGAUCUACUCCACUCACCCGCCCUCCUGCGUCUCCAGGGCGUCUGUCAACACGGUGUGACCGGCUUCCUAGGCAUCACCCAUCGAAUCACCCGCUUAGAACACUCGGUUGGCGCAUUUCUGAUGGUACGCACCGUCGGUGCAAGCAUCGAAGAACAAAUCGCCGCGCUUCUUCACGACAUAAGCCACACGACCCUUAGCCAUGUUGUGGAUUGGGCUUUGUCGAAAGACGGGGAAGAAAGCUUCCACGAAGUCCACAAGAUGAGAUACGUGAACAUGACCAAUUUACUCGAGAUUCUGGACAGUCACGGGUUCGGAGAAUCUCAGACAUUGGAAGAGCAUCUUUUCCCGCUUGUGGAGCAGCCAUCACCGCAUCUGUGCGCGGAUCGUCUCGAUUAUGCCUUGAGGGACGCGGUGGGCUUCGGCUAUCUGUCCCUAAACGAAGCGAAACAAGUACUAUCCUCCCUAAGAGCGUUUCCAGAUGUUUCCCAUCCACAGCGCAUGCUGGUGCUGGAAGACGUCGAUCUGUCGAUUCGCAUCGCAAGGUCAUAUAUAGCCAUCGAUCGCGAUGUCUGGUCGAACAGAGCACAUAUCGACAUGUACCGAAGAACGGCUCAAGCGAUUGCAACCGUCCUCAAACAGGGAAGCAUCAAGGAGGAGCAGCUAUGGGAGUUAUCGGAUGAGGAGUUCUGGCAGCUUUUGCGCGAUGUGGCUGAUGAGCGAACCCGGGGAAUCCUGGAUCGUCUGGAGAAGGAGGGCCUUCCUUCGGAGGAGGGCUUACCGCUUCCCCGUGGCGCCAAAGUUCGGACUCUCGACCCAGAUAUCUAUGUGCCAGAUGCAGGUAAACCACUUCCGUUGUCAGUAGUCCUCCCUUCUUGGGCCACUGAGCUGGAGGAAUAUAUCCACAGCCGUGAAGCCACCAGAGCCUAA